CGUCUCAGUCAGUUCGCCUUGUGGAGACGGCUCAGACGGAGGGGAACGGAGCCCACUCGUGUGAACGUUGUGCGUGGACCAUCACCAGAGCACUGCAGCCUGCUCGCCCCGUGCGCACGCGUGUUCCGCCCGGCGCGGUGUGACCGAGUCACGCCUGAGGGUCGGAGCUGCUGGUCCCCGGCUCUGCGGCUGUUUGUCUGCGCUCACCGAGCCCCCUCCCUCCUCCUAUGGGACUCUAAUUAAUCGGAGGCAUGUGGACUUGGACCAGGAUUAGAAAUCGCUUCCUAAUAGUGUGCCUGCUGUUGACGAUAUGGGCCAAGGAGUCCCAGUCACCAGGCUAUUUCGAGCUGCAGCUGAUCUCAGUCGAGAAUGUGAAUGGCGAGUUGGCGAGCGGGGAGUGCUGCGACGGCUCCAGGAGCUCCCAAAAGUAUCUGCGCUGUGUGGAGGAUGAGUGUGACACUUACCUCAAGGUGUGCUUCAAGGAGUAUCAGUUGGAAAUCACCCGGGGGGGCUGCACCUUUGGAGCUAGAUCUACGCAAGUUCUCGGUGGAAAUAUGUUGAACUUUGAACGUGGAACGAACAAAAUCGACGACGCUGGCAAGAUUGUCUUCCCGUUCCAAUUCGCAUGGACGCGAGCGUAUACCUUGAUCGUUGAGGCCUGGGAUUGGGACAACACCACCCGCAACUAUGAUGAGGAGCACUUGAUCGAGCGCAGCUCUCACAGGGGCGUGGCCAACCCCGGCGACCCCUGGGAGACCGUCCGAUACGACGGACCCGUGGCUCGCAUCACCUACCGCACCCGGGUGCGCUGCGACGACAACUACUACGGCUACAAGUGCAAUAAACUGUGCAACCCUCGCGACGACUACUUUGGCCACUAUAGCUGUGAUGAGGCAGGCACUCAGGUUUGCCUGGAUGGCUGGAUGGGUCCCAACUGUAAGACAGCAAUCUGCAAGCUAGGUUGUGAUCCGGAUCGUGGUGGUUGCACCGUUCCAGGGGAAUGCAGGUGUAACUACGGCUGGAAGGGUCAGUUCUGCAAUGAGUGCACCCUGUUCCCCGGCUGCGUCCACGGCACUUGCGACAUGCCCUGGCAGUGCAGAUGCAAGAAUAACUGGGGUGGCCUGUUGUGCAAUCAAGAUCUCAAUAACUGCGGUCGGCACCAGCCGUGCGUCAACGGGGCAACGUGCUUGAACAUUAAGCCUGAUGGGUACUACUGCUCGUGUCCACAAGGCUACUCGGGCAAGACAUGUCAGAUUGCUGAGCCCGCCUGUGUUUCCAGUCCUUGUGAAAACGGUGGUACAUGCCAUGAGAUUUCCUCGGGCUUCGAGUGCCAGUGUCCACCAGGCUGGAAAGGACCAACCUGUGCACAAAAUUCAGACACCUGCGCUACCAACCCAUGUGCCCACGGUGGAACCUGCAUCGACCGGGAAGAUGGCUUUGAUUGCGUGUGCCCACCUAAGUGGGAGGGAAAGAGGUGCCAGAUUGAUGCGAAUGAGUGUGCAAGAAAGCCGUGUGUGAACGCUAAAUCUUGCAAAAAUUUGAUUGGUGGAUAUCACUGCAACUGUUUUCGGGGAUGGUCCGGACAAAACUGUGACAUCAACAUGACCCGCUGCCACGGUCAAUGCCUGAAUGGAGCGAUCUGCAAGGACAACCCACACGGUUACCACUGCCAGUGCCCGCCAGGCUUUGUGGGCACUCACUGUGAAAUCCAACGGAAUAAAUGUGAAAGCAGACCCUGUCAGAAUGGAGGCCAAUGCCACGCUGUGUUAGAUGGCUUUGUGUGCCAGUGCCCAGUGAAGUUUGUGGGACAACUGUGUGAGAUGCGGCUCUCAUCCCUUUCGGAUGCAUGCGAUCCAAACCCAUGUGAGAACCAGGCCAAGUGCCACAGUAUGAUCCAGGACUUCUACUGCGCAUGUCCCGAGGGCUUUGAGGGUAAAACCUGUGAUCGACCCAAGGUGGACUGCAAAACCACCCCUUGUCUAGUUAUCGACAGCUGCACUGUUUCCAUAGCGACCACCGACUCCACAGAAGUGCGGUACAUCUCCUCUAACGCCUGCGGACCUCACGGGCGCUGUGUGAGCGGGGUGGCCGACAACUUCACUUGCAUCUGUGACCUGGGGUUCAGCGGCAUCUACUGUCAUGAGAACAUAAACGAUUGCCUCAGUGGCCUAUGUAAAAACGGGGGAACCUGCAUUGACGGCGUCAAUUCGUUUCAAUGCGUCUGUCCUGACGGCUGGGAGGGAGAACUCUGCGACCGCAAUGUCAACGAGUGCGAACACAACCCGUGUAAGAAUGGCGGUCACUGCGUCGACCUUGUGAACGACUUCCACUGCCAGUGUGUCGACAACUGGAAGGGCAAGACCUGCCACUCGCGCGAAAGCCAAUGUGACGCGACCACGUGCAGUAAUGGAGGCACAUGCUAUGACUACGGGGACACCUUCCGCUGUUCCUGCCCACCCGGCUGGGUAGGAGACACAUGCAACACAGCCAAGAACAGCAUAUGCACCUCAACUCCUUGCUUGAAUGGUGGAACCUGCGUGGGAGGAGUCAACACCUUUACUUGCAUCUGCAAAGAUGGCUGGGAAGGACCCACCUGCGGCCAAAAUAUAAACGACUGCAACCCUCAUCCAUGUUACAACGGAGGCAUCUGUGUGGACGGAGUCAACGUUUUCAGAUGCGAGUGCGCCCCCGGGUUUACCGGACCUAACUGCAGAAUCAAUAUCAACGAGUGCCAGUCUUCACCAUGUGCCUACGGCGCAACUUGUGUGGAUGAGAUCAACGGUUUUCGUUGCAUUUGUCCACGCAGUAGAACAGGAGUCCGAUGUCAAGAAUUCAUAGGUAUUGGGAAGUCAUGCCCCUACGCUGGGCUUCAGUUACCUCACGACAGCCGAUGGGAGGAGGAGUGUAACAGCUGCUACUGUGGCAACGGCAAAGUGGACUGCACAAAGGUUCAGUGUGGUCAACGGCCCUGCCGCCUGCCGGUCUCAGGCCAGGACGCGAGCAUUCAGCCCUGCCCUGCCAGACGUAAAUGUGAAGCACACAGAUACCUCACGUGUUUUUCAGCUCCUUGUCAUCAGUGGGGGGUUUGCGCCCAAGCGCUCACACAGACAAGCACCGAAUGUCAGCCAAACAGCGGGCAACUGAACAACAACUGUGGCCGCAUCACACUGAUUUUCGACAAAGACAAAGUCCCGCCGGGAACAACGGUGGAGAACAUCUGCUUUGAGCUGAGGUAUCUUCCGGCCACUCGAACUUCGGCUAAGGACCACACCCUUGUCCUGCUGUGUGACCUGUCUCACUCCAGUCAGGACGCCGUGGAAGUGGCCAUAUCUUUCCAGCCUGAGGAUCUCACAGACAACAGCCUAAUCCAGGAGACGGCCAACAACGUAGUGAGCGCCUUGUCCAAGAGAAACAGCAGCGGCAUCAUGUCAGCGGUCAUUGACGCCAAAGUGGAACCACUGGUCACAUCCCGUUCAUUUGAUUACCUGGCACCUCUGUUCUGCAUUCUCUUUGGUUUGCUCUGCUUCGUCUGCGUUUGCGUUUGGUGGACUCGCAAACGGAGAAAAGAGCGCGAAAGGAACGCGUGCUCGCCGGCCAACGACACCGUCAACAACCAUCGGAAGGCACUUCUCCUGAUGCCGGGAUGUCAGCAGCAGCAGCAACAGCAGCAGCUGCUGAAAGAGAGCAACAGGGAGGCCGAGCAGGAGCGCGAAAGGCUCAUGGGGCCCUCCUAUCGGACGUGUGAUGAAAGGGAAGAGCAGCCGGAAGGCAAGCUUGAGCUGGAGGAAGAGCUGUGCGGAGCCAAGGCGGGGAAGUACCCGGUUUACAAGUACUCCAAGAGCGCAAUGCACUCCAGUGGGGAGAUGAUCUGCAUCACGUACAGUUCAAGUUUGCCCCUCAAGGCGCCCCACCGGACCCCAGGCUACAGCCCCAAAGACAACCGCUGGAAAAAUGUCAGCGCCGUCAUGACUGGCCAGAAAGACGUCAGAGACCAUUGUGUAUAAGACGUUUCAACAAUAGAGUCGCUAAGUGGAAGUGAGAAGCUGCGAGUCAGCCCCCCUGCCCCCCUCCCCUUUUUUAAAUUUUUUUUUUAUUUUUUGUGGGGGGACUGACUACCUUUGGGAAGAAGAAGGCUUUUGUAUUUCAAUAAGCCAUUAUUUGCUUUGUGAUCAUCAUAUUUGUCACCGUCACCUGACGUUGUGUUAUGAUUUAAAGCGGCACAGUGGACAUCUUUUUUUUUUUUUUUCCUUUAAUGAUCUGCCGUACUGAAAUGGAAGCGUUUUCAGGAGGUAAUAGAAGCCUUCUGCAAUUUCUGUUUGUAAA
This is a messenger RNA of Hippocampus comes (tiger tail seahorse), 4323 nucleotides long. It is a transcript of the gene jag2b, whose product is annotated as jagged canonical Notch ligand 2b. The coding region runs from base 252 to 4004 and encodes 1250 amino acids. Gene Ontology annotation, molecular function: Notch binding; calcium ion binding. The record is from RefSeq and is a predicted model, not a curated record. The transcript has 27 exons. Gene Ontology annotation, biological process: cell communication; multicellular organism development; Notch signaling pathway. Gene Ontology annotation, cellular component: membrane. NCBI's taxonomy places the organism in Eukaryota, Metazoa, Chordata, Actinopteri, Syngnathiformes, Syngnathidae.